AUGACUGCAAGUUCAUUUGACUGUUUUAACCAAACAAGCUGCAACCAUUCCACAGCUACUUCUCCAUCACAAGAAACACUUGAGUAUCUCCGUAUCAGUGAAAUAUUAAGUAAAGAGGUAGCGGUCGUCCUCUCUCUCAUUUGCGCCUUGAUAAGUGUGCUUGGAGCUUUGGGGAACUCUUUGAUACUCCUUGCUGUUGGCGCAAACACAAAUCUUCGCAGGGUUCCUGAUCUUUUCAUCACAAGUUUGGCGAUCUCAGACUUGUCUGUGUGCUUGGUGUAUCUACCCAUGGUGAUUCAUGACCUCAAUUACAAGUUUCAAAAUGAUAAAGAAUUCAGGAUCUUUGACAUCACCAAAAGCUUCUUCGGCCAUAUUUCCACGGUUGCAUCGGCAACUAACAUAUUUGCAAUGACAAUAGAUCGCGUUUGUGCGAUUAGAUUCCCUUUCCAAUACAUAGCCGUUCUGACAACAGAAAAAGCACUUUUAGGAAUAUCAUUUGUCUGGCUUGUUUCUCUUCUAUUUGCUGUCUUGUACGCUUCUCCUGUUUUGAUUCCCAGGUUCUAUGUCUCAAUCUACAUCUCCUCUCUACUUAUCACAACUACAAUCGUGUAUAUCUAUAUUUUCAUCACGGCCAAACGUCAAGAAAACAGAAUUCAUAACGUACAUUCGCGGUCUUGUAAUACCAUGAGAGAGAGAAAGGUGACUAAAACCAUCUUAACAGUGGUAGGAGUUUAUGCUUUAUGUUGGAUGCCUUUGCUUCUGCUUCCGCUCAUUUUACACCCUUCUGAGAACUUUAUUCUAUUCAAGAAAGCUUUUAGCUGUGUGCAGACGUUAGUAGCUUGUAAUUCAGCAGUCAAUCCACUUAUUUAUUGUAUGCGUAGCAGUAAAUACCGUAGAGAAUUCGCUAAAGUACUGCGUAUAGUUUAUUGUGGUGAAAGAAUUCAUUCUGUGUCAUAG
Pocillopora verrucosa is the source of this 957-nucleotide messenger RNA. RefSeq names its product histamine H2 receptor-like. The record is from RefSeq and is a predicted model, not a curated record. Gene Ontology annotation, biological process: G protein-coupled receptor signaling pathway. NCBI's taxonomy places the organism in Eukaryota, Metazoa, Cnidaria, Anthozoa, Scleractinia, Pocilloporidae. Gene Ontology annotation, molecular function: G protein-coupled receptor activity. Gene Ontology annotation, cellular component: plasma membrane.